This is a messenger RNA of Psilocybe cubensis, 447 nucleotides long. RefSeq lists its product as uncharacterized. NCBI's taxonomy places the organism in Eukaryota, Fungi, Basidiomycota, Agaricomycetes, Agaricales, Agrocybaceae. The record is from RefSeq and is a predicted model, not a curated record. The transcript has 2 exons. The coding region runs from base 1 to 447 and encodes 148 amino acids.
AUGCGCACGCGCACAGACGAUGGAGACUGGUAUAGGCAAUGCACCGACAACCACACGCACACGCACACGCACACGCACAACCACCAGAAGCAACCCGCUCCAUCCGCAGCACAUGCACUCUACUUGCCUGCAUGGCGCUCGGGCGUGCGGGUUGUUGUGCCUAGUGUGAAUGCGGGGAGCGAGGGCGGGGUGGGUGCGUUGGUUGCGGGUCUGGGACAGGGACAUGGAAGGGGCGAGGGGAGGGGGAAGGGGAGGGGUUCGAGCGCUGUGUUGGCAUUGUCGUCUAUCUCUGCCUCUGCGUCUCUGUUGGCGUCGGCGCACGGAUCUAAAUCGACACUUUCACCGACGUCGAUGUCUAUAUCUACAUCUACAUCUACAUCUACUUCUACUUCUGUAUCAACAUCUAAAUCUACAUUCAAUUACGCACGCACGUAUCUAUCUAUUUAA